This is a messenger RNA of Vigna unguiculata (cowpea), 693 nucleotides long. RefSeq names its product COMPLEX 1 LYR-like protein. NCBI's taxonomy places the organism in Eukaryota, Viridiplantae, Streptophyta, Magnoliopsida, Fabales, Fabaceae. The record is from RefSeq and is a predicted model, not a curated record.
GAUUCACUCUUCUCCGUUUCUAGUACCGUAAAACGCAGAGUCGUUUCGUUUCGCACGGAUCGCGAAUUCAAGUUUUGUGCUCAAUUGCUUUGCUCGUAAACAUACCUCGAGGACUCUGAGUCAGAACUAGUGAUAAUCGAUUCUAUACCAUGCCGUCCCUUCAAACUGCUCUGCCUCCUGAGCUCGCCAACAAUGCUCUUAGGCUCUACCGUGAAUGUCUUCGCAGAGCUAAAUAUAUUGGUCAUCGGAAACAUAACACAGAGCUUCUUGUUGAUAUGGUGAGACAACAGUUUAAGAAACACAAGCAUGAGACAGAUCCUGAGAAGAUUCAGAAGUUGAAGGAUGAUGCUGCAAGGGGGCUUAUCAAUCACAUAUUGUAUGAGUCAGAGCAAAUGACAGGUUCUAAAUUUAGCAAGACUAAGCAGCCUAACAAAUGAUUCGGUUUGUCCAUGAAUGCAAGGUUUGGCAGAUCAAGCAUGUAUCAAAAGCCUUCCAAGGUUACUGGCUAUUUUAAAAUGUUAUUUAAAAAAAUUUGUGGAAAAUAGGGCGAUGGCUUAUUUUGCCGGUGCCAUUUCCAUAUCCACACUGCUCAAGUUUCUUAAUACUGCUUCUAGUUUCUACCAAAUGAUUCAGUGUAGAGAUAAUAAACCUUUGAAGAAAUAACAGUGAUCCGUAUUGUUUUUUUUUUUUUUU